AGUAACACCGAUACCCUGAUUCUUCGCUGAAGCACGAUGCGCAACCCACCGCAGAUGCCGCCGCUCUGCCAUUGCUGCCCGAGAUCCCCUGAUUGCCGCAGCUUCCUCAAUGGCUUGCCAAUUUCACCAGACAAAACUCCAAUUCGUCCCCCACCAUCUUCUCCAUGCUGGAACCUCGCUUCGUUGCCGCUGGAGACACCCCAAUCCUCCACCGGCGACAACGCUGGUGAAUUCCAACUGCAUCCCUACAGUUCCCCCACCUGAGACCCCCCACCCUCCACCCCCCAUGCUGGCCUAUGCAAUCCGUCUAGAAAUUCCACCGGCGUGCCUGCUAGGGUGACCCGGCGAUCCAAAUCCAAGCCAGGAAAGGGACCCUGAGGACCCGAGUAGUUGUUUACUUCCUUUUUUGAAGGAGAUGAGGCCCCCUCAGCAAAUGCAUGGGAGACUAAAAUCAUUCUCAGUAGAAACGUCACAAGGGAUUUGGUCCAUUGGUGUAAGUUCCAUCACUGGUGCUGGAUGGCCACCCGCCGAUGAUGCUCGGCAGCCACAACCAUCAGCACGACCUCAACCACAAGUUCCUUGUGAUGCUAUAUGGUGAAAACCAAGAACAUGCCUCCAACCAGGAGUGUGCACCAAUCUCACGCUGGACCUAGCACUGGCAGGGAUCUCCAUGAAAGUGAUGAUGAUGAUGAUGAUGCCUUCAUGGAACCCCCGCCAUGGCGUCGUGUGCUCAAGAAUGCACCAAUGCAAAUGUAGCAGCCAAUGCAACUGCGAAGACUACCAAGAUUCUAGUAAAGUAUGCUCAUGCUCCAAUAGUUCGCUGCGCCCCUUCGACAUUCAACAAAUUUGUUGACAACUUGACCCUCAACCAGCGUAUAAAGAUCAUAGAGAUGGGUUUUGGUGGCCUCCUUGGUAUAUCUGCAGAGAGGAUAGGAAGCAGAGAACUAUUGAAGUUCUUGUUCGACAGGCUAGACCCCAACAGCAUGGUAAUCGAACUUGGCAAAAAUAGGGGAAUCCAUGUGACUCCCUUUGCCGUGAAGCAAGUGCUCAGCAUACCAGAUAGUGAUGAAGAUCUACCUCUACAAACAAACAACCAUGCAUCCAAGGCUCUGUCCAAACUCAAGAUUAUGUUGGGUCUUGAAGAAUCCCAGGACCUUCACGCGAGCGAUCACCAAAAGAUCUUGAAGGAUGAUUUAGAGCUGUGCUCUAAUUUGAUUGAUGAUGAAACAGCAAUAAGAUUUUUCUUUAUCAUUGCUUCUAACAAGCUCCUGUUUCCUAGCACAGAUAACAACAUCAGAUGCAAGGAUAUUUGCCUGACUAGGGACUUGUCUCCUUUAUCGGAUAUGAACUAGUGCAAGGCGGUUGUGGAUGACCUUAGACAUGCUGCUCAUGCAUAUCAAAUUGACAAGACAAAGAAAGGGACACCAUCGCUCCCUGGAUGUGCUAUAUUACUGAUUAUACUGUAUUUGGAUAACCUACAAUGCAAACACCAGAUCGAACACAUGAACACUCCUCGUGCAAAGUACUUCGAUCAAAAUGUUAUACAAAUCAUCACUUCUGCUGAUAGGACCAAGGACCAGCAAGGGAAGGCUACGUUUGGGCUAUUACCGAUGAGUUCUAUUACUCAGUUUCUGUACAUUUUUUUAAUUUUUUUCCCUGUAUCCAUGUUGUUUUGUAAUGCCACUGUUUCACUCCACUUUUGCCGUGUGCAGCUUAAGAGUAGCAACAAUACUUGCUACUAUACGACCCAUCACCCAUUUUCAGAUGUGCCAGCAAACAAUGAACCAUUGGCUGCAUCUUAUUUCCCAAGUAUACUCGCAGAACUGGGUGGAUUUGUUGAUCAGAUUGAUAGCAGGACAAGGCAAUCGCAGGCAAGGGCAGCCCUAGCAAAGUUUGAUAUGCCAAAUCCAAGAAAGCGUCAAGCUAUAUGAACACGGGGCAACUGAUGUUACAGAAUGCACACCAGGAAGUUAUACGAAAUCUGUGGGCAAUUUUGCAGGACAAGGCGCAUGGCAAGAUUGGUCAAGAUCAUCAUCAUCAACCCAACACUUCUGAUACAGCUCAAGCCGAUGAUGUCAGCAUGCAUGGUAGCCAUAAUGGUCAUAACAUGGGAUCUGAACAUGUAUUUGACAAAGAGGUUCCAUCUGAAACAAGGGAGAAUGAGUUGCAUUCUGGUGGCCACCCUAAUCAGGAUAGGCCUUUGCAAUUCGCACAAAACGGGGCACGAGAACCAGAUCUGCCAAACCAUGCAACUCUGCACCAUACCCAUGAUGAAACUUCCCCUCAGACUGAUAAUGUACAUUGUGAUAAGGACAUGGAAGGUGAACCUUCACUAGUUUCCUCUCAGGUGCAUGUUCACACAGGUCUGACUAGUGAUCAUGUACUACCUCCUGACGUGGCUGAAGGAGACACAACAGCAGCCUUGCCAAUUACUACUCAAGCCGGUGAUGUUUAUAUGCAUGAUACUCACACUGGGCACAAUAUGGGAUUUGAACAUGAGUUUGACAUGCCAAUUCAAUUAGAAACAAGGGCAAAUGAUUUGCAUUCUGGUGACCACACCAACCAAGACAACAACCACGCCACACCUAUGCAGUUGGAACAACACAUAGCCCUAGAAUCAGGGAUCCCAAUCCCUGUAGCGCAGCACAAUAGUCAUGACGAUAGUUUCCCAUCGUUUUGA
Messenger RNA from Panicum virgatum (switchgrass), 2680 nucleotides. RefSeq lists its product as uncharacterized. Bases 1928 to 2680 code for a protein of 250 amino acids. The transcript is spliced from 10 exons. The record is from RefSeq and is a predicted model, not a curated record. NCBI's taxonomy places the organism in Eukaryota, Viridiplantae, Streptophyta, Magnoliopsida, Poales, Poaceae.